AUGGAUGAACCAAUCGCCGUCAUUGGCCUUGAUGCCCGGUUCCCUGGAGAUGGCGACACUGCGGAGAGGUUCUACGAGUUCCUCCUCGCCGGCCGCUCUGCUCACACGGACAUACCGCCAGAGCGAUACAAUGCGGAGGCCUUCUAUCAUCCUGACACCAACAGACCCGGCACGACUAGAGUUCGUAGCGGGCACUUUCUGAAAGACAGCAUAUCCGCAUUUGAUGCUCCCUUCUUCUCCAUCACUCCCGCUGAGGCGAGGAGCAUGGAUCCUCAGCAAAGAGGGAUUCUCGAGUCAGUAUACAAGGCACUUGAAAAUGCUGGCAUUUCGUUGCAUCAAGCCGCCGGCUCACAAACUGGUGUGUACGUCGGCUGCAUGUACUCUGACUACGAGCGAAUGACUGUCAAGGACAUCGACGUUCCUUCGAAAUACGCUGCGCUUGGGACGGUCUACAGUAUGCUGAGCAACAGAGUCUCGUGGUGCUUUGAUCUCAGAGGUCCAAGCAUGACAAUAGAUACUGCUUGCUCAAGUAGUUUGAUCGCGUUGCACCAGGCAUGCAAUUCAUUAAAGUUGCGGGAGGCAAGCAUGGCAAUUGUUGGAGGCUGCAACCUUAUCCUGUCGCAGGAGUUCCCUCUGCUCCUGGAUACAGCCGGUGUUUUGGGUCCAGAUGGUAUCUCCUACAGUUUUGACUCGAGAGGCAACGGAUAUUCUCGCGGCGAGGGCUUCGGCACUGUAGUCCUGAAGAGAGUCUCGGACGCUAUUCGUGAUGGUGAUGUUAUCCGUGCCGUCAUCCGCAACACAGGCUCCAACCAAGAUGGCAAAUCUCCCGGUAUCACAUCACCUACAAAGGCUGCUCAAGCCGAGCUCAUCCGACAAACAUAUGCUCGCGCAGGACUAGAUCCUUCUGUGACUCGUUUCUUCGAAGCGCAUGGUACAGGAACUGCUGUCGGUGAUCCGAUAGAAGCUAGUGCGAUCAGCGACGUGUUCACACAACAUAGAUCCGCGGAUCAACCACUCUACAUCGGAGCGCUGAAGAGUAACAUCGGACAUACUGAGGGAGCCGCUGGCGUUGCAGCUAUCAUCAAAGGUGUUUUCACCCUAGAGCGUGGUGUUAUUCCUGCCAACACAUGGUUUGAGAAAAGAAACCCACGAAUACAAGACUCUUGGAACCUAGCAUUUCCAACCCAGGCCACCGAGUGGCCGCAGUCAGGACUACGACGGAUGUCCAUCAACUCGUUUGGCGUGGGCGGUACAAACGCCCACGUAAUCAUGGACGAUGCCCUGCAUUUUCUUAAGCAUCAUCGUCUACUCGGACUUCAUCGAACCCUGCCGAAGAACAUCCUGCCAAUCAGCGUCCGAGGGGAUGUGUCUCCAACUCUCAGCUCGUCUAGACAUCAGCACACUGAUUCCGGUGUUGUCUCAGACUAUGAGCCCUCGACAGACAACGAAGAUGGGGCUAGCGCUGCUGAGAUCGCUGCCAUCUCUGAAGUGAAGCCUCGGAACGAGCAUACUGCUGGCAAGCAAAAAGAAGCAGCAGGUCAAGUACAGGAGACUGUGAGCUCCACACAUACAGAGUCAAUUUCGUUGCCCGAGUCUCUCUUCUCUCAUUCGCGCCUAUUCCUUCUUUCUUCCUACGACCAGAGCGGAAUUGCGCGACUCGGAGAACAGUACCGUCAGUGCUUUGCGCAAAGUUCCAGCAAGAAACGCGAAUUGUCAACCGAUGCGCAGUUCCUCCGAGAUUUGAGCUAUACCCUCUCGCACAAGAGAACUCAGUAUGGGUGGAGGUCGUUCUGCCUGGCUAAGAGUGUUUCCGACUUGGGCGCAUCAAUUGGCGAGAAGCCUGCUACUCGAGCGGUUCCCGAACCUCGACUUGCAUUCAUCUUCACAGGACAGGGAGCACAGUGGGCAACGAUGGGUAGGGAGCUCAUGGUGUAUCCAGCCUUCCAGGCGAGCUUGUAUGCUGCCGACACAUAUUUGAACGAUAUUGGCUGUUCAUGGUCUCUGACUUACGAGCUUUCCAAAGACGCCGAGUCCUCUCGAGUCAACGCUGCCGAGUUCUCACAGCCGUUGUGCACUGCUUUGCAAGUAGCACUCGUCGAUCUAUUGAAAACCUGGGGUGUAAAGCCCCAUGCUGUCGCAGGACACUCUUCCGGCGAGAUUGCCGCCGCAUAUGCUGCAAGGCAGAUCAGUCGAGAGUCUGCAUGGCGCAUCUCCUUCUAUCGAGGCAAACUGUCUGCCCAGUUAGCAUCGGACGGUACACAGCCAAAGACGGGCAUGGCGGCUGUCGGUGCCGAUAAGCCCACCACCUUGCGUUAUAUCCAGAGCAUCAACAACACCAUUAGUGAUGGAGCCUUGGAAAUCGCUUGUGAGAACAGCCCUGACAGCUUCACCGUCAGUGGAGACAUGACAAAGAUCGACGCUCUAGUCGAACUGGUCAAGCAGGACAAUGCAUUUGCGCGCAAGCUCAACGUUGAGCUGGCCUAUCACUCUCGCUACAUGAAGCCAAUGUCUGAAGAUUACCUACGGUUCAUGGGGGAUGUCAAGUCUGAUGCGCCCCUGUCACCCGAGGACAUCGUUUUGGCUUCGUCACUUCAUGGAAAAAUCAUCAGCCCCUCUGAUCUACAGAGCCCCUCUUACUGGGUGGAGAAUCUGGUAUCUCCUGUCCGAUUUGACAGCGCUGUCACGGCCCUCCUAUCGCGACGCCCCUCUGCCAAGAUGGGGCAACCGCAAGGCAUCAGUGACAUCCUGGAGAUCGGUCCCCACAGUGCUCUGAAGGGCCCUCUUCGAAGCAUAGCUGCGAAAGUACCUGAUGGCGACAAGAUCCGUUACCACUCUGUCCUUCUCCGGCGCGAGUCGGCCGUUGACACCGCGCUUGAGGCAGCUGGCUCGUUGUGGUCCCGCGGCUUCAACGUCGAUAUCUCGGAGGUUAAUCAGUACAACAUGGCCAGCCCAGAUCGCCCUGUCAUGCUGACAGACCUUCCGUCAUAUGCCUUCAACCACUCUACUGAGUAUUGGGCCGAGUCGCGGAUCAGCCGCAACGCCCGCCUCAGGUCUAAGUCUCGCCAUGAGCUGCUCGGAGCGCCAGUCCCUGACUGGAAUGAACACAAUGCGACAUGGAGGAAUUACAUUCGCCUGUCCGAGAACCCUUGGAUCCAGGAUCACAAAGUCGCUGGCGAGUCAUUGUAUCCUGCUGCAGGCAUGCUCGUCAUGGCGAUCGAAGCUAGUCGUCAGCUAGCUGAUCAAAGCAAGGUUCUGCGUGGCUUCAGAUUCAAGAACGUCUCGUUCCAUCUGGCUUUGAGGGUCCCCGAAGAUGACUUAGGCAUCGAGUCCCAUUUCUACCUUCGCCCUUAUCGCGACUUAAACGAAAACGCUACUACAGAAUGGAAGGAAUUCCAGCUUUGGACUUGCGAAAAUGAUGUGUGGAGGGAACACUGUCACGGUCUCGUACAGACUGAGUACGAGGAUUCGCCGAAAGACCUUUCCACUGCCUCACUACUUGAAUCCGCACAACAAAAGAUCAAGGAUCGUAACGGACAAAAAGUUUCAGUCGACAAGAUCUACAAGUCUUUCGCACGAGUCGGUCUUGACUUUGGGCCGACCUUCCGAACCUUGCAAAAUGCACGAGUUUCAUCGACAGGAGACAUCUUGGCCACCGUGGACAACAAGGUUGAUCUAAUCAGAAGCAGCAUGCCCAAGCAAUAUCUACAACCACAUCUGGUCCAUCCAAGCACCUUGGAUGGAGUCAUACAAGCCAAUUUAGCCCCGUUAGUCUUGGCAUCUAAAGCAUCUCGCCAGACCAUCGUUCCCGUGUUUGCUCAAGGGCUCUGGGUGGCAGCAAGUCAAGACCUGAUUCAUGACUCCUACAUUGUAUCCUCACAUUGCGAAAGCCGUGAUGAGGCAGGCGCAGAAACCUCGUUCACAGCUCUCCAGGUCGGGUCAGACCGUCUAAUGGCUUACUCAUCCGGCGUCAGGUUUCAGGUCCUUCCCGAUGCCUCGACUGAAGAAGAGACUCAGCCCAUCACGCAUUCCCUCAAUCUUGCCUGGAAAGGAGAUCCCACCUACCUUGAUGAAGAAGCCGCGGCAGCGUAUUUCUCCGUUCCUCUUGACGACAAGGACCAUCCUUCAAGAUGGUCAGUCGACUGCGAUGCCCUUUCUUUGCUCUACAUGCGUCAAUUCCUUGAUGCAACACCUGAAUCCAGCAUCGAGAAGAUGGAAUGGUUCCACAAGCGUUACGUCGCCUGGAUGAGACAUAUUGUUGCGCGGACCACUUCGAAGAUCGUUGACACUGAUAUUUCAGAUGUUGAGGAGCGCGUCAGGACUGCCGGCACCCCUGAGGGCAGAUUGACUAUUGCUGUAGGCCAAGCGCUUAAUGGGAUGCUACUUGGAGAUCUGAAUCCCUUGGAUGUUGUCUUCGAGAACAAGCUUGCUGAGAAUGUCUACCGCCACGGCGUGGGCGCUCAGCGCUGCUACCUCCAGAUGUGCAACUACAUCGAUUCUUUGGCUCACAAGAACCCCAAAAUGCGAAUCCUUGAAGUCGGUGCGGGGACUGGCGGAGCAACAGUGCCAGCUAUGAAGACACUCACGAAGCUUGGUCGACGAUUCGACCACUACGACUUCACAGACAUCUCUCCUUCUUUCUUUGAAUAUGCGAAGGAAUCAUUCAAAGACCAGGUCGAGAAUAUGAGCUUCCGAGUUCUCAACAUUGAGAGCAAGCCCACAGAGCAAGGUUUCGAGGCCGGUGCAUACGAUCUAAUUCUUGCUGCAAAUGUCCUUCACGCUACCAAGGACAUGGACAACACGCUAUCUAACGUCAGAUCGCUGUUGAAGCCUGGGGGCAAGCUUAUAAUAUUUGAGCUCACAAAUGUCGACAGUCUUUUGGGUGGCUUCUGCUUCGGUGUGCUCUCUGGCUGGUGGCUGUCUGUUGACCCGGACAGAGAGUGGGGACCAUUGAUGACUGCCGAGUCCUGGAAGAAGCAUCUCCAAAAUGUCGGCUUCUCAGGACUUGACGCGGUAUUCAAUGACUUCCCUGAUGCCGCGGAUCAAGUCAGCUCUAUCAUGGUAUCCGGGGUACCCAAUGAGGCUCAACCACGUUCAUCGAGCCCAGUGACAUAUAUCAUCGCAGACUCGACCUCAACUCUGCAACAGAGCGUUGCAGGCCAGAUCUCGUCAGCCAUCACAGAGCAGGGCCCAAUUGAGCAGGUCACGCUCGACUAUCUGCGGGAGAAGGAUCUGCAAAAGGCGACCUGUAUUAUGCUCACUGAACUUGACCGCCCGUUGCUGAAGAAUCUGACCGAAGAGACUCUCCCAAUCAUGCAGAAGGUCAUCAGAGACUGCAGGGAGGUCUUCUGGGUAACCCAGGGUGGCGAGGAUCUCGUUCCAUCUCCGGACGUAGAGCUUGUGACAGGCUUUGCAAGGAGCAUCAGGGAAGAACGACCCGACCUUCAUGUUGUCACUGUGUCGUUCGAUAAGGAUGUCCCAGCAGACGGCAUCAGCCGAAGCUGUGUUAAGCUGCUGCAGGCUGUACGCAUCGGGGAGACUGACAACACGUUCCGGGUCAAUGGCAGCACGAUCCUUGUCCCUCGCCUUGUGCAAGCAGACUACAUGACACAGCACAUGUUGGCUCAGGCGACUCAAUCCAGCUCAAGUGAGGAGGGGUUGUGCCGAUUCGACCCUGAUGCAUCAUACGUCAUUGCUGGAGGUUUCGGAGGCCUUGGAAAAUCCACUGCCCUCUGGAUGGCAUCGAGAGGAGCCAAGAACUUGAUCCUCCUGUCCCGGUCCGGACCACGCGAUGAAGCUGCUCGGGAGGUCCUUGACGAUCUUGAGCGUGUCUGUGACAGGGUGGCAGCACCACCAUGUGACAUCACAGAUCUCAAUGCCUUGAAGACGGCGAUCACCGAAUGCUUGUCAACUCUGCCGCCCAUCAAGGGCUGCAUCCAAGGGUCCAUGGUACUGAGGGACAACGCUUUCACGAGCAUGACAUUUGAAGAAUGGGACACUGGCGUUCGAGCCAAGGUGCAAGGUUCAGAGAACUUGCACGAGGUUCUCGGAAGAGAUCUUGAUUUUUUCAUAUUGCUGUCUUCGACUGUAGCUCUGACCGGCAACCCUGGCCAGUCAAACUAUGGCGCGGCAAACACAUUCCUCGAUGCUUUCGCUCGAAAAUUAGUGUCACGGGGCGAGCAAGUCGUGGCACUGAACCUUCCUGUCAUCUCAGACAUUGGUUUCGUGGCUGAGAAGGCGGCUCUGCUAGACGAGCUACUUUCCAAGGGAUGGUCGCACCUUGAGGAAGACGAAGUACAUGCCGUCCUUGACUAUCAUUGCCGGCCUCGAGAAGAAGGGACACCGCUCAUCUAUUCUCAAGUUGUUCCUCGCCUGUGGCUGCCACAAGACACUGCUUUUGAAGGAGCCGAAAUGCCACCGUGGGCAAGCGACAAACUCUUCAGCCACAUCUGGCCUAGGACCAUCACCACCUCAGCAAGCAACAAGGAGGAAGGCAGGACAGAUGUCCAAUUGUCUUCGCUGCUAACCGGCGUAUCCUCCCUGGCAGAAGCUGAGAAGAUUGUGCUCGACGCGCUGUUGCUCAAGCUAUCGCGAGUUCUCAGUGUCGAGCUGUCCAACCUGGACCCAGCAAAGGCAAUGCACGCCUAUGGUGUCGACUCGCUCGUUGCUGUAGGUCUGCGCGCUUGGUUCGCAAAGGAAGUCCGCGCAGAACUCUCAGUGUUUGAGAUGAACGACAAGCCAAGCAUUUAUGCGCUAGCCAGCACCGCAGCUGAGAGAAGCAAACUGCUUCCAGCCCUUCCCACCAACGAGUGA
Molecule: messenger RNA, 6810 nt
Organism: Thyridium curvatum
Lineage: Eukaryota; Fungi; Ascomycota; Sordariomycetes; Thyridiales; Thyridiaceae
Exons: 7
Coding region: 1-6810 (2269 amino acids)
Biological process (GO): fatty acid biosynthetic process; secondary metabolite biosynthetic process
Molecular function (GO): phosphopantetheine binding; 3-oxoacyl-[acyl-carrier-protein] synthase activity; fatty acid synthase activity
Source: RefSeq, a predicted model, not a curated record